Drosophila miranda is the source of this 5026-nucleotide messenger RNA. Its product is annotated as Krueppel homolog 1-like. Gene Ontology annotation, molecular function: RNA polymerase II cis-regulatory region sequence-specific DNA binding; DNA-binding transcription activator activity, RNA polymerase II-specific. NCBI's taxonomy places the organism in Eukaryota, Metazoa, Arthropoda, Insecta, Diptera, Drosophilidae. Gene Ontology annotation, cellular component: nucleus. Bases 1381 to 3750 code for a protein of 789 amino acids. The record is from RefSeq and is a predicted model, not a curated record. The transcript has 4 exons. Gene Ontology annotation, biological process: regulation of transcription by RNA polymerase II.
CUCGACGAACCGCGGCAGCAACAGCAAGCAACAGCAGUAACGGAACAGCUUCGAGUAGUAUUAGCAAGUUUUUUUUAACUGUGUAACCGUGAAAAAAACAGCUGUAAAUUACUAAAAAAUCUAUUGAUCUCGUUUGCCUUAAUAGAAGAAAAAUUAUAACCAAAAGCAGAGAAAGAAAAAUCCAUAAGUUCAAGGUUAGGCAUACAACAACAAAAGUGCAAUUUCCCAGAAUAUAUUCAUACGCGAGUGUGUGUGUAAUUAAUACCAAAAGACUGAUUACAAACCUAAUUUAAUUUCCUCUAACUAAAGGGCAACAAAUCAAAUAAAACAGAAACAAAUUUCAAUAAGGUUACAAAAAUACGCCAGAAAAGUGCACUAAAAGCCUAGAGAUUUCUAAAAUUCAAAAAAAUAGCAUACAAAAAAGUGCUACAAAUCAAAUGAAAAAAAAAAUAAAAACAAAGAGAAGGCCUCAAAGCUCCCUUUGUCAUUGCAAACCCACAAGUAUAUAGAAGGCCCAACAAUACAUAAGUACUCGUACAUAUGUGUAUAUAACCUAGGUCAAUAUUGUUUAUAGUGGCGUGUGAAUGUGCGCAAUACGGCAGAAACAGAAACAACAACCAAAUCAUAGUUGCUCAGCAGAUAGUAAAUACCAAUCAGACAGAAACACACACACACAAACGCCUACUCGUGACCAGAACCUACAGCAUAUACGGAAAUAAAUCAAAAAAAGCAACAACUCGACAAAAAUUUUCAGAGACGAGCGCAAAAACGAAAUACAAAUUUCAACUUGAUAAUAAUUUUAUAACAAUAUCAAAGGCAGCAGCAGGCGAGAGGCAGCUAACGAGCCGAAUCACCAGCGAGUGAAACCCGAACGGCCCGAACGUCCCCCGAACGCGUUUAAGAACCGUCUCUCUCGCUCUCGGCGAUCGCUCGACUCGCUCGCAAAGACAUGUUCCUGUUCUAACGGUCUGGUCUCUAACGCAAACCCGCCACAAAAUAUUGUUGGUCAGCGUCAAGUGCAGACGUGUUCGGCGCGACUGAAAAGAGAACAUCGGCGCAGAGACGCAGCGGCAGCGAUUACGAAUCCGAUUCCGAUUCCGAUUCCGACUGAAGAACGCGACAAAGUGAAUCAAGUUCUGGAUGAGAAACACUUGCCGCUUGUCGAUUCGCGGGUUUGGACGCGCGACUCCCACAAAACAAUCGUUACAAUAAUACACACCCCCCCCACAACAAGUGUCUGAAAAAUCGAAAGCAAUUUCUUCGAACGUGAACCAGCCGCAAGCCAACUUUUGGGAUUACCAACAUUUGCCUUCAAGGAGGAAAAUCAAACUGAGUUUUGUGGAUUUUUCUGUUCAAUUUUAUGAUUCAGCCACAACCAAUAUGGUCUACUAUCCCGCUAACCAGCUGCUCAUAAAAACGGAGCAACCCGCCCAAACGCAAUUCUGCCUGCAGGUGCCGCCCCCAUUAACGGCGACGCCAAGUGCGGGCAUUGGUGGGGCGCCACUGGGCGGACAGCAGGAGCACUACGAGCUGCUGCAGACGCCGCAGCAGCGACAAAUGCAACUGCAGCAGCAGCAGUCCCAGGAACAACAGCAAUUUGUUAGCUACAGCUAUCAGCUGGCGUUACAACAGCAGCAUGAAAGUAUUACAACAACAACAACGACGCCACAUGCAGCAUCCGCAGCAGCAGCAGCACAGCGCGUCAAGACAGAGCCUCCGCCAAGCGCCAGCUACAGCGCUGCCACUGCGCAGCCGCGCAAGCAGAACGGCACGAAACCACAGUUCAAGUGCGAACAGUGCGGCAUGACGUUCGGCAGCAAAUCGGCCCACACUUCGCACACGAAGUCGCAUGCGAAGAAUGCCGAAAUGGCACUCCAUGGAGCGGGAGGAGCACCCGGCCACGCAUCCACAUCGUCACCCAUCGAACUGAACGAAGCGGGUCUGCCGGUGGGCAUACCCAAGAGUCCGACCAUCAAGCCGCUAGCGAAUGUGGCCGCCGGAGCGGAUCCGUAUCAGUGCAAUGUGUGCCAGAAGACAUUCGCAGUGCCCGCGAGGCUGAUCCGUCACUAUCGCACCCAUACCGGAGAACGUCCCUUCGAGUGCGAAUUCUGCCACAAGCUAUUCAGCGUCAAGGAGAACCUCCAGGUGCACCGUCGCAUCCACACCAAGGAGCGUCCGUACAAGUGUGAUGUAUGCGGCAGGGCCUUUGAGCAUUCGGGAAAGCUGCAUCGCCACAUGCGCAUCCAUACGGGAGAGCGGCCGCACAAGUGCUCCGUCUGUGAGAAGACCUUCAUCCAAUCCGGACAGCUGGUCAUCCACAUGCGCACCCACACGGGCGAGAAGCCGUACAAGUGCCCGGAGCCGGGCUGCGGCAAGGGAUUCACCUGCUCCAAACAGCUCAAGGUGCACUCCCGCACGCACACGGGCGAGAAGCCCUAUCACUGCGACAUCUGCUUCCGGGAUUUUGGGUACAAUCACGUGCUGAAGCUGCAUCGCGUGCAACACUACGGAUCCAAGUGCUACAAGUGCACCAUCUGCGACGAGACGUUCAAGAACAAGAAGGAGAUGGAGGCCCACAUCAAGGGGCAUGCCAACGAGAUACCCGACGAUGAGGCCGAGGCGGCAGGUGCAACGGCAGUGGGUUCCACCUCCUCCGCAUCGUCGUCGUCCUCGCAGGGACUCGCCAGCAAUUCUGAAAGCAGCAAUAAUUCUCCCCCAAGCUCUCCGCCGGCAGUGAAGAAGCCUCGCCAACCACGUCAGCCUCGUGCAGUCAAGGCGGCCGUCACUGGAGUGCCAGUCCUUUCCGCCCCACUAUCGCCAAGCUCUCCCAGUUCCACGUACUCGCCAUCCGCCAGCAGCCUGGCCUCACCGCCGCCAUCCGCAGUCCAAUAUCUGCCCGCCGUGCCAUUGGACACGGAUGCACUAAGUCGGGACAGUGGCGUCUCCAGUGCCCAGCCCGCCCCCAGCAGCUAUACGGAGGAGGAAUUGCCCACGGAUCUGAGCAUGCAACAGAAUCAGAGCCAGAGCCAGCCGCCAGCACCAAUGGUCUACCAGCCCUACCAGGCGACGCCCAGUUUAGUGGAGCUACAGCCACAGGCACAGCCCCUGACCAUCAAUCCUGCACUGCUCGAGGCGGCCAGUAUUGCACGUCAGGAUGAGGACCAUGUCAACGAUGAGGAUGUCCAUGCCGCUGCCUGGCAAAUGAUGCAACUGCGCCGUGGGCAUGCUGCUUCACCUCCUCCAGAGGCAGUGCCACAGCCAACGCCAUCGCCACAGCCCACGCUGCAUGUCAGCGAUCUGGCGGCCAACUAUGACGAUACCCACGAGGCCACCGUGCUCAUCGAGCACUUUAAGCGUGGCGAUCUGGCACGUCAUGGCCUGCACAAAGGCUACGCGCCUGUGCCCAAGUAUGAAUCUGCCCUUCCAAAUCCUGACAUUGUGCGCCGCGUGGAGGCAGCCAUUGGUCUGCGAUCCAGCACAGAGUCGCCUGAGCGUAGCUCCUCGCCGGAAAGCGAUUCCCUGAUGAUGGCCGAUCGGAAUGUGAUGACGCUGCCGCUGAGGAAGCGCAAGCAUUACAUGAACAAGGGCGAUGGCACGGCAUGUCAGGCUGAUAGUAGCAACAACAGCCAGGCGGCGCUGGGGGGAGCAGGAGAUGGCGCCACAUCGGCUACGACGACCUUAACGGAUGCCAUCAACAACUCCAAGGUGAUGAGGAUGAACUCUGUCAUACAGUUCGCCAAGGCCUCGUAGUGGGGCCCUCCACUCCCCCAAAAAUCAGCAUAAAGACUGUCCAGCAAAUUCUAACUGAAAUUAGUUUUAAUUUUCCUUUUGAGGUUCGAGGUUCGACGAGGAGAUGGCAUCUAUAAAUGGUAGAUCUCUCGUCUGGAAUGGAAUUGUUUUCUAGCAGCGAAAAAGAAAAUGCCAAAAGUAUUAUAAAAAAAGAAGUUGAUGAAAAAUUUGUUUUAAAAUUAAUAUUACUCCCCAAUCGCACGAUCGAUUUUUGUUGAAUGUUUGUUUUGAAAGAAUUUUAAUGGAUUGAUUUGGCAGUUAGUAUAUCGUUUAUGUUUUCCCCCUUCCCCUGUGUUUUUAAUUAGUCAAAUUGCAACAAUUGGCAUUGUCGGUAUUAAGAGUUAGCAUCACUACUUUAAAACGAAUCGUAUUUAAGAACGCUAAACGAGGAUCCAACCAUUAAAACCAUAAAACAUACAGCCCCUAAACAAUAAUAAGCUACGUGCAUGAUUAUACAUACAUAUAUACAUAAAUAUACAUAAUGAUAAUGAGACAUGUAUGCAAGAUAAGGGCCAUAUUGGCACAUAAUAUACAUACAUACAUAUACCUAUAAUUCUAAAGACCUAUUUAUUACUGAGAAACAAAACAUUAAACCUCUGCUCGCCAAAACUAUACUGCAUCGAGAAAGAAGAAGGAUUUUGCGUUAAUUUUUCGCUUAGCCAAGGUCCCAAGUGAUUGACGGAUCUAUUCAAUGGAUAGGUUUGAGCUCUUAAAAUCCCUUUGAUCUGGAUCUUGGAAGUCAUUAAAACCACAUUCUUUUUUCUUGGUGUUCGCACUCCUUUCGCCCUAAAAAGAAAAACCCAGCCACCCAUUAUCCUGAUCAUAAUCAAUUCAUCCGACUCCCUUUUAACCACAAUUUGAUAUGCAUUUUAUAUUUUAUAUAAAACAUACAUAAUAAAUAUUUAGACGAAAACGAAGUCAUUGAAUAACAAACAUAAAUGCUAAACGAAAAAAUUCAAAAAUAUACAAUACGGAGAAUAUUGAACUGAUAAGCAAGGAGCAAGCAAGAAUAAUUAAGUUAAUGAAACACAAACAUAACAUUUACCAAUAACAAAAUCAGAAGAUUACAUUUUCAACAUAUAUUCUAAGUGCGUCAGAUACAUAAUUUUUUGUAAACGCUAAGUUAAUACUUUAGUUAUAAAUUGUAGCAUCAAAUAUUGCAAGUAAAAAGCGCAGAAUGAAAACAACAAAAAAUUACAAAAAAAAGAAUUCAAUAAAAAUGAAGCGUAAAAUUAUA